Toxoplasma gondii ME49 is the source of this 4220-nucleotide messenger RNA. RefSeq lists its product as hypothetical. The coding region runs from base 841 to 3267 and encodes 808 amino acids. The record is from RefSeq and is a predicted model, not a curated record. Lineage: Eukaryota; Apicomplexa; Conoidasida; Eucoccidiorida; Sarcocystidae. Gene Ontology annotation, biological process: snRNA import into nucleus. Gene Ontology annotation, cellular component: nucleus; cytoplasm. The transcript has 7 exons.
CCUCCAAUAAAGGACUUUCCACACUCGAAAAACAGUUUUUCGGUUCUCUUUUGGUCUCUUUCCGCGCUGAGCUCGCGUCGUUUAAUUGGGUUGCGCUGCAGAUACUUUUCUGAGCCAGAGUGGCUCCUUCUGCGUAAAUCUCGCUGCCUCUGAAGCCUCGACCUCUUCUCCAGCGAUGCCUCGUGUGAAUUUCGCCGAAUACUUUCUUUUUUCUUGACCGAAGAAGCCGUCGUGCGGGUGCAACAGUGUCUUGCAUGCCGACGAAAGUGUUUUUCGCGACGCUCCAGAACGUGAGAAUCCUGUUCUCAGCUGCGUGCCAGCGCAGUUCUGUGACCAGACCAGUGCUCUGCCUUCUCGUAAAGGAGCCCGCAGUGUUGCCCUGUCUCAUUCAAAUCCGUUCCUUUUUCUUCAGUUCGAUGUUCCGUGGCAGCCAGCCCGUGGUGUGUCUUUGUUGCAACACACACUGCGCCACAUUUGAAAAACAGAGGUGGAUCCGCACCCCUCCAGAGUCCUGAUUUGCUCGUCGCUCUAGAGUGGCGUCUCGCUUCAACUCCGCUUUUCUAGAUCCCGUGCGGCUCCCCCUUCCACUCUGAUGUCUGUUCACCACCCAACGGGAGUGCUGAAGACAACUGGAAUGCGGAAUUUCAUUAUGCGACGGCAUUAACGGAAGUCCGCAUCCCCUAUGUUCCAUGCAUAAGAUGUGUAAAUGACUCUUGUCACUCUCGUCUUGACGGGAGAGGCACUCCUUCAGGCGUCCUGGAUUGCGCCGGUCGUCUUGCUUUAGAGUCGUCGCUGCUGUGCCGCCUUGCUCUUCCUCAACUCUUCACACCGAUCAACGAGAUGGCCUUCUCUUCCUCGCACGCGGCCGACUCGCGGACAGUCGACUACGAGGCCCGGCGCUCCGACUUCAAGCGAAAAACACCAAUUUUUUCGAACAGACCCCAAUCGGAGCAGGAGUGGCGCGAAGAGCUUUUGAGGGCUCAGCGCAGCGCCUGGCGAGUUGAGAAGCUCGAAGCUCUGCGCUCGCAGUCUCUCCGUGAACUGUCUAGACUGGCGGAGCAUGUCCCACACUCUGCCGCAAAUCCCGUUCUCCAGCUUCCCAAGAAUGGAGACGAGAGAGAAGAAAACGGGGAGGAAGAAGAGGCAGAACGAGACGCAGUCGAGGCACUGCGAGCGGCUGGUCUGCCUACGCAGCUUAGAGGAGUCCGGAGUGGAGGAGAAAGCGGGAGGACGACCAGAAGCAGCUGGACGGAACGCAUGCAGCGGCGCGACGUCUGUCAGUCACAACGCGGGGAAGGCGAUAACGGGGAUGACAGGUCUGCUGGGCAAGACAUUGCCAUGGGAGGAGAAGGCGAGAGCUCUUCUCCAACUACUGCGUUACCGGCGCACUGCUCAACUUCUGCUUCACGACUUCAGACGGGAGAGGCUGAAGACGCAUACAUGCAAGCUGCAAAUCGAAAAAAGUACACCAGACGUCAGUGGCAAAAGAAACAACGCGACGAGAGAACCGUCUUCGCCUCCAUGCUCGCCAUCCCCAAACCGAUCGUCGUUCCUGAACUCCUUUUGGAAGCAAGAGACAACUCCGAUGGUCAGGAAUCGCACUCCGAGGGACGUCCAUCAACAUACCCCGGUGCAGCGUUUCUCCCUGGAUUCUCUUCGGCGCCAGAGGAUUGGUACGUGUACUUGCGUCCGGAGGGCCGUCGCUGUCUCCUCGUCAUGCACGACGGAAUGGGAGCAAUCGUGGACAAACGAGGCAUCGUUCGAGGUCUGUUGAAUCCCCAGCCGUUCCAUGAACAGUUCGCGCAGGCCCAGCGGAAAGCUGUCGCUCGCUGGCAUGCUCAGGCAGCUCCUCAGACCUCAACAACAGACCAGGACGUCUCUUGCUUCCGCGCCCACACCGGCGAAGGGCCCGGCGCGGCGCCCUCGCACACAGAAGAAGACAAACGAGAAGGUCUAGAAGACGAAAGAGAGGAAAGAGAGGAAAGAGAAGAUUUCUCUGUGGAGACUCUUCAUGGAGGCGAGGGGGAUGCGGGUGUCUUCUGUCCGGCGACGCGAGAGGGCGAGAGGAAGCGGAGACCGAGAAACAGGAAGCAGGGCGUUCAGGUCCGACACGGACCUUUCUCGCAGCCCAAGUGGGCCGCCUGUCCCUGCUGUCUCUCCAGCUGGGAUACGUCGAACUGGGGGAGCUGCGCGCGAGGCUUCACGGCUCUCGAGUGUGUGUGGACGAACAGUCACGACCUGCGCUGGCACGAGUGCCUCGCCUCUCCCGCCGCAGCAGAGAAGACUGGCAACGGGGCGCGUCUCGGACUGAGCAGCGAAAUGGAAGUAGAGAGGGAGAGACCCGCAAGUGUGCAAGAACAGAAGGUCCGUCAAAUCUUUCUCGAGCGACAUCACGGCGCCGAGAGACCCCAGUGCACCUGCUGCUGCUUCUCCUUCAUCUUCGUCACAGAUGUGCUCUGGUGGAACGACUGCAUGCUGGGCAACGCAGAGACGGCGUGCAGGCAAUUCGUCCUCCGAAGCAGAUUCGAGGAAAUGGACAUAGGCGCUUCGCGGUGUCCUCUCCAGCUUCUGCCGCUUCAAGAUUGCUCCCGCCCGACUCUGGAACGCCUUUAUCGCAGUCAGCUGCAGCCGUGGCCAUCAGAUUCUCUCGUUUUUCUGCAUCGCGAGGCGCCGUACGUGGAAGCUCUCAGCGACUUCUGUCUCUCCUGGCGAGACUCACAUCUCUCGCGCUUCCACGUGGACGAAAAUUUGGGUCCGGGAGCGACACGGAGAGGCGAGGCGCAUGAGGAGAAUCAACUCGUUUGUCUCCGCCUGACUGAGAACGGAACGCUGGCGACAGAAGAUGGAAUUGUCUUGGCGUCGACGGUCGACGAAGAGACUGUGCGCGAGCAUUCGCUUCGUCCUCGCAGCCUCGUCAGGUGUGCAGUCGCAGGCCUCGUGCUAUCUUCGGAGAACGGAGCAACGGAGAGUCGCGCAGAAGGCCUGCGCGUUCUUUCACGGGUGCGCCCUCACAUGCGGCGCCAGGCCGACUGCUUCGCGCGCAUUGUCGACCAGUUUUUGAAGAAGAAACGUGCAAAAGAGGGUCACGGAGACAUCCGGAUCCCGGCGCUCGAGGCAGGUGUCGCCUCGCGGACGCUGCCUCCUUUCGAAGGCCUGUUGGCGCUUCUGUUUCCCUCGCCUUCCUCGCCGCGCUUUGACGCAGAUGUCCAGGUGAACGAGGUGGAGAGUGAAGGCAUGGCAUUCGUCAGUGAGUCCCGCGAACGAUGAGACGCACAAGAACCACCGGCGCCCUGCUGGCCUUGGUGGCUGUGAUGUCCUCAGUCCUGCUCUCGUGUGGGGAAGCGUGUCUCUGAGGGAGGCGAGAAGCUGGCAGGCGUGAGAUUCAAUGGAUUUGCCAUUUAACAUUCUCGCACAGCUCUGCCGACCUACGCCACUGAAUCCUUAUUAGCUCGUCUAUCGAACGACAUCCGUGUUCUGAGCACUAUCACUCAAUGUGAAGAACUCAGUUCCCACAAAAGCGAAAUCGCGAACAGCCACUAAAGAGAACUCUCGACAAGAAGGCGAAGCGAGUCCGCGCAUGCCAGAGCGAUGGACGAACGAUGCAGGACGCGUCAGGACGGCAGGCGAGUUAGGAGAAGGGAAGACGGAGAACACGGAGGAAUGAUCAGGAGAAACGGUGACAGAUGAGGAGAUCAAGAAGCUGGAGACCCCACACAAGAGAACGGCAGGGAUAUUCGAAGGGCCAUCGAGAGAGCGUAUGAUGAGAAGAAAAGAGGCGGAGAGGAACGAGAGCGAAUCUGCUCGUUGAGAAAAUGUCUGCUCUCCACAUGCUGACCGCGACCGAAGAACAGAAACUGAGCAUGCUGAGGUUGCAUCAGGACCCAAACUGGAUGAUGUCGCCGGGUGGCUUUUGUGUGUGUCUUUUGAAUGGGGCAAGUCCAAUCGAAUAACCAGCGACGUUAGAGUCCUUGGGGCACUGAGUAGGAAUUCGCGUCGAACUACCGACACCCUAGUGCUUCAUGCAGAAAGGGAAAAGACGGUUCGUCAGCCGCGUCUUCGCGACUGUUUGUUCUCGUGUGCAGAAUCAAAGGCUCCAUUUGGGCUACAGCGUGAGACAGAAGAGACCCAGAGCUGAACUGUGUGUUUUAGAAGAUGUGAGCUGUGCGUCCUGCGGCAAGAGCCUUGUUCGAUGCAAGACUUGAAGGAAUCGCAGAAACGGC